AUGCAAGCUCCUAUGCAGCCCAAUUACGCUCGGGGGUUUCCCCAACAAGCACAGCGGUCUCCCGCUGCGCCCCGUCGCCCCCCAGUACCAGGCGGCGCAAUGCCCGUCCCAAUGCCUCAACAGGCUGUUAACCCACAGUACAUGCAUGCGCAACGCGCCAUGCCCCACCCUAACGACGCUGCUCUUCGUCGCAGCCGCAAGCCGACAGACAGGAAUCUCCCCGACGGCAUUGAAGAGGUGAUCAUCGGCGAAGGUGUACAGCAAUAUAAGAACCUCCGCGAUUUGGAAAAGCGACUGGAUGCAGCGGUUGUACGGAAAAGAUUGGAUAUCCAGGACUCGAUCAACAAGACUGUCAAAAAGUACCGGACUAUGCGCAUCUGGAUCUCUAAUACCGUCGAGAGUCAGCCGUGGCAAGGUGCCGGCAGCAACCCUGGAUCUGGUCGGUACAAGGUCCGCAUUGAGGGACGCUUGCUGGAUGACGAGACCGACCCUACGGUCCCCGACGAUGAGGAGAAGGACGAAGAUGCGAUGGAUCACGACGGCUCUGAGGAGGAGAAGGCGAAGAAGGCCGAGUCGAAGGCCCAGUCCCAACGCUUCUCGCACUUCUUCAAGGCUAUCACCAUCGACUUUGACAAGCCCGUCACUGCAAUCCCCGAUGAGGUCAAGCCUGUCCACUGGUCAAAACCAAUGCUGCCUCCCAACACCACAACGCCACCCCCGAAUGCUGAGUUUGAUAGCCUACAGUUCUCGCGCGCCUCCCAGGACAACCUGAACGUCACAAUCAGCCUUGUGCGUGACGAAAUCCCAGAGCGAUACAAGCUGAGCAAGGAGCUUGCCGAGGUUCUGGAUGUCGAAGAAGAGACUCGAAGUGGAAUCGUGCUCGGAAUCUGGGACUACAUCCGCGCCAUGGAGUUGCAGGAGGACGAGGAGAAGCGUCAAGUGCGCUGCGAUCACCGUCUGCGCUCGAUCUUCGGCCGAGACCAGAUGUUCUUCCCUCAGAUUCCCGAAAGUGUCGGACCUCACACCAGCCCAAUGGAGCCCAUCAAGCUCCCAUACACUAUUCGUGUCGACGAAGAAUUCCACAAUGACCCCACACCCACCGUCUACGAUAUCCAGGUCGCGGUUGAAGACCCCUUGCGCACCAAGAUGAUGGCUCUCACCCAGAACCCACAGUACACAGCUGGCAUGCGCCAGAUCUCCUCGCUGGAUGACCAAGUUGCUCUGAUCGUCCAGGCUCUAACACACUCCCGUGCUCGCCACUCCUUCUACACUGCCCUCAGCAAGGAUCCCGUCAACUUCGUUCGCCGCUGGGUCAACUCCCAGCGCCGUGACCUGGAGACGAUCCUUGGCGAGGCUACCCGUGGUGGUGGUGAAGAUGGUAGCGGGCCUGAGUUCCGCUAUGGCGGUAACGAUGGACCUUGGGAUACUGUUGUUGCCAAGGAAGCUGUGCGGUACAUGCUGGCUAAGCCUGAAGCUGCGGGUGUUCGGUAA
Molecule: messenger RNA, 1491 nt
Organism: Penicillium arizonense
Lineage: Eukaryota; Fungi; Ascomycota; Eurotiomycetes; Eurotiales; Aspergillaceae
Product: SWIB/MDM2 domain-containing protein
Exons: 3
Coding region: 1-1491 (496 amino acids)
Biological process (GO): regulation of transcription by RNA polymerase II
Cellular component (GO): SWI/SNF complex; nucleus
Source: RefSeq, a predicted model, not a curated record